AUGACAACAAAGUCAAGCACGUCCCCACGUGCAUUACGCGCUGCUCGACGUGGAGAGGCGUUGCUGCAACACGAGCGGGAGCAAGAGGAGCUGGGGGGACGGGAGGAAAUAGCAGCACACGAGGAGUCGGCGGCUGAUGCAGCUGAGGCUGGGGUAGCGGGAAUGGGUUCGGGGGGGGCUGCUGAGGCUGCUGAGUCCGAGGUGGCGCCACUGGCGGAGACGGAAGCGGUCGCUGCGGCUGGGGUGACGGUGACGGGCCAGAGCCGGGUUGGGGAGGAGUCACAGACGGUGUUGGGAGAUUCGCCGUCACCGCUCGGGGCGGCGGAGAUCGCGGUGGUCGUGGCUGAGGCAGUGAGGCGACCGGAGGGACCCCCGAAUGAAGAGACUGCGCCGACUGCCGCUGCGUCCGCCGGUACGUCUGUUGCUGCCGCGGCCGCAAACAAGCAGGGGCACGCCCGGGCGGCGAGCGGAAGACUGGGUCCCGGGACCGGCGCCGCUGCUUGCACCGCUCGCGGGAAGACCGGGACCGAGGCGGCCUGGAGCAGGGCUGGGACCUGGCGCCCUGGGACCCCUCCUGGGCUGGCUGCUGCAAGGGCAGCCGCCACGAGAGCCAGAGCAUCCGCCGCCAUCUUCCUCUCGCCCGGUGAUCAACGCUGA
Messenger RNA from Closterium sp. Naga37s-1, 657 nucleotides. The record is from the annotation of a GenBank genome assembly. NCBI's taxonomy places the organism in Eukaryota, Viridiplantae, Streptophyta, Zygnematophyceae, Desmidiales, Closteriaceae.